Molecule: messenger RNA, 3028 nt
Organism: Ylistrum balloti
Lineage: Eukaryota; Metazoa; Mollusca; Bivalvia; Pectinida; Pectinidae
Product: endoplasmic reticulum-Golgi intermediate compartment protein 3-like
Exons: 13
Coding region: 60-1226 (388 amino acids)
Biological process (GO): endoplasmic reticulum to Golgi vesicle-mediated transport; retrograde vesicle-mediated transport, Golgi to endoplasmic reticulum
Cellular component (GO): COPII-coated ER to Golgi transport vesicle; Golgi membrane; endoplasmic reticulum membrane
Source: RefSeq, a predicted model, not a curated record
CGUUUGGAAGCUUGAUUCGUUAAAAUCUUAUUUAAUUUCUUGUAUGGCAUAAAUUAACAAUGGAGAAAGCUUCGAUUUUAGAGAGACUGCGUCAAUUCGACGCAUACCCCAAGACGCUUGAAGACUUCCGAGUGAAAACAUUUGGCGGAGCUACAAUUACAAUUCUUAGUGGACUGCUGAUGUUUGUCCUGUUCCUGUCAGAGUUCAACUAUUAUCUGACAAAGGACAUUCAACCAGAAUUAUUUGUUGACACCACUAGAGGCCAGAAACUCAACAUCAAUAUCAAUGCAACUUUUGCAAAAAUACCAUGUGCAUAUCUCAGUAUAGAUGCCAUGGAUGUGUCUGGGGAACAGCAACUAGAUGUAGACCAUCAUCUUUUCAAACAACGUCUCGAUGAAUUUGGCAAUAUUAAAGAUGACCAGCCAGAAAAAGAAACUUUAGGAGAUUCUUCUAAAGAUGUAGUGGAGAUGGUUACUCAGUCACUUGAUCCAAGUCGAUGUGAGUCGUGCUAUGGAGCAGAAACAGAUGAAAGAAAGUGCUGCAAUAACUGUGAGGAUGUGAGAGAGGCUUACAGGAAAAAAGGCUGGGCAUUCAAUAAUGCUGAAGGAAUUGCUCAGUGUAAACGUGAGGGCUGGUCAGACAAGAUGAAGUCCCAGAAAAAUGAAGGAUGUCAGGUGUAUGGGUAUCUAGAGGUCAAUAAAGUAGCUGGUAAUUUCCAUUUUGCUCCAGGAAAAAGUUUUCAGCAACAUCAUGCUCAUGUUCACGACCUUCAAGCAUUCGGUGGACAGAAAUUCAACAUCACACAUUCAAUCCAACACCUUUCAUUUGGUAAAGAUUAUCCAGGUAUCAUCAACCCACUCGAUAACACCAACCAAGUAGCAGAGCAAGAACAAAUGAUGUAUCAAUACUUUGUAAAAGUAGUUCCAACUACUUAUGUUAAAGCCACUGGCAAGACACUAUAUACCAACCAGUAUUCUGUGACAAAACAUUCCAAAGUGGUGGGAGCUAGCACAGGCGAAUCGGGUCUUCCCGGUGUAUUUGUGAUGUACGAAUUAUCUCCAAUGAUGGUAAAAUAUACAGAAAAACAUCGAUCAUUCAUGCACUUUUUGACCGGAGUUUGUGCCAUUGUUGGAGGCGUGUUUACUGUUGCUGGUCUUAUUGAUUCAAUGGUGUACCACUCAGCAAGAGCUAUUCAGAAAAAAAUUGAUUUGGGAAAAGCCACAUGAUAGUGAAGUUAUUGUGAUUUGUUUUUGUAAAUGUUGAGGGGGAAAUGUGGUGUGAAAAAAUGAGUGUAAAGUAAAAUUGAUAGGAAUUGUUCACAACUCAGUAAAGUAAAUUGUUCUCAACUGAAUAAACUAUUCAUGAUUAAUUUUCACAACUUAGUAAAGUAUUCAUGAUAAAGUAUGUAUUAUUGAAAGAAUCCUCUUAAUUGUAAGACUAUCUUAUAUAUGAAAAUACCCUUUUUUGUUUGAAUUGGAGAAAAUAUCUUUCCACACAAUGCUUAAUAAUCUGAGAAAAGAAAUCUGUUUGUCAAAUGCAGUAACAACCCAAUGGAGUAACGAGAAGGUUUUAUUUUUUGUCAGCUGGCUUUUAUACAAUGAUAGAAUUUUUAUGAUAUUCACAAGAUGGUACUUAAGAUCCACAUGACAGGUAGUUUUGACUUCAUACAACUUAUGAUGUAUGUUUUGUAGGAUUCAUAUAAACAUUCUGUUGUCUUGUUAUGUAAAACCAACUUCAUAUAAUAACCUUCAAUGCGACAAUUUGCAUUUUUUAUUAUUUUGGAUGUUAUUUGUAUAAUGAACAUUGUAUGAAUUUUGUAUAUUGUAAGUAUGAUGCAGCAUGUUUUGUGUAUUUGAAGAGGAAGGCUGUAGUUUAUUCAAAACGUGAACAUGGGUUUGAAUGACUUGUUUGUUUUUAUAUUAAUAUAAUAGAAAGUAUGUAUAGAUAUACUGUGAAUGUUGCCUGUGAAUUUUGUAUUUGCAGUAAUAUCAGAUAGGAGUUUAUAUAGAGUUUUUACCGUAGCUAUAAAUUUUAUGGGUAAGAUUAGAUAAUAUUGGACAAUGUAACCUAAUCAAUUGUCCUAUAUGAAAUAAUCAGUUAAUUUGUUUUGAGUCGUAAAAGGCAAUUUUGUUUAAAUGUUGAAAUGUUUACUUUUUAGUCUGAAAAAUUAUUUAUAUUUCUUUGACAAUUUGUCAUCAACAUACACUUAAAGUGUAUUGAAUAUGGUUUCCAUUACUGUUAAGUUAUUCACUAUAACUCAUUUUAUGGUUUUGUGCUUAAUCAUAUCCCUGACUGAUACAAGACAUGUGAUAGUCAUUCCUUUUCUAAAAAUAUUAUAUGUUUCACAUGCAGUGAAAACUGAGGGUGUAAAGCAAACAUUUUACAGAAAAACAUUGAGCAAAUUUAUCACCUAGGUGCAUUCAGAGACCUGUGGUAUUGCUUUGUAAAAGAAAUUUGAAAUCUUUCAUAGCAAACAAAAGUAUUGGUCUUGAGAGUCUCGGCACUUGACUUGGGUUUCACAGUGUAACAUAUAUGUUUAUGUACUUUAAGUAAAUAAUUUCAUUAAAAUUUCAUUAAAAUUGAAGAGACUGAUGGAAUAGAAAAACAAGGUAUGACAUAAUAAUUGAGCGCUGAUUUUCUAAUACAUGAUUACAUGAGUGUUGCCGUUCACCUCAAAAACCUUUAAAAAACAAAAUAAACUUUCGAUAGGUUACUAUAGAGGCUUUAAAGCACUUUUUUUUAUUGCAUAUACUUGCUUUGUGGGUAGGUGCAUUUUGAUUCUUCAUCACAAUUUUGAAAUCCAUAUUUAUUGAAGAAGCUUAGAGCCUCAGACUUAAACACAUCAGAUUUUAUUACAAGAAGAAACAGAUUUUCACAAUUUUUGCUUAAACUUUAAUAUUUGUAUUAUGUUAUUACAAGGUCCUGGUAUAAUUUUCAAUAUGUAUUAUUUUAUCAAACCUAAAUCAUUGUAAACACUUGACAUCUUUACUUUGGCAAUGAUUUUCAGAGACACAAAUUUUCAAUGCUU